Melanotaenia boesemani (Boeseman's rainbowfish) is the source of this 2078-nucleotide messenger RNA. Its product is annotated as clathrin coat assembly protein AP180. NCBI's taxonomy places the organism in Eukaryota, Metazoa, Chordata, Actinopteri, Atheriniformes, Melanotaeniidae. The coding region runs from base 976 to 1455 and encodes 159 amino acids. The record is from RefSeq and is a predicted model, not a curated record. The transcript is spliced from 3 exons.
AUCUGUGUAUUUGUUUGUGCAAAUGAGUGAGUGUGAUUGUAUUCAAGUCAGUGGUAUACAUGUGUAAACUGUAACAAACCACUGAGUUAGUUUGUGCUUUUAAGAACUGGAUCUCUGUUUGUUUUGACUGCAAAAUUAGCCAGCAAUACCACUUAUGGAAAAGAUGAGGAUUUGGCUUAAAAUACACCCCUUUGUCUUAUGACAAAUUAGCUGUGAAUUAAACUAAAGCAUGUAAUCAUGAAGAUAGGAUUUCUAUUUAGCUAUGGCUACCUUGAUUCAGUGUGUUUGUGUUUCAGGGUUUUACACAUUCUCCUCUAAAAGAAGUUUCCUACAGGUUAUGUAGACAGCUUAUAUCUGUGUGUAAGCGUGUAUUCAUUGCUGGUCUUAAGUUGAUCAGGAGUUCACAUUUCAAGGCAAUAUCUUUGUUCGUUGUUAAUGUCUGGAAUGGUAAAAGAUGAAGAAAGGUUUGGCUAGUUUCUUAUCAGAGAAGAAGAAAAAUAGUGAACUCUAUUUCAUGGGGGCAGACACCUAUGGUCUGUCAUUUACAGGUUUGUCGUGAUUCGUUGAUUUAAAGUUAUGUUUAUUAUUUGCCCUUAGCUGAUUCCCUUCCUUUCCCCCCAUCAAAGUGGCUAUUUUUAGCCAUAACUGUUCUACUUGACAGCAGGCGUGUGUUGAAGCUCUGCAUGUUUCCCAUCAUUCAUUUCAUUAUGCUUUUCCAUUCCUCUUUCCUUCUUUUAUGUCUGUUGCAGCAUUAGCAUUUCUUUUACAUUAAACAUACAUAACAGUGCUGUGCAAAGAGAAUGCUUUAAAAGAACAUAAUGUGUUAGCGUUGUUGCAGUCAGCCUUCUUUAAGGCUGACUGCCAUAGUUGGAAGCAACCAAUUUGACGUCUCUUUGAUAAUAAGAAUCUUGACAUCUAAAAUUGCUUCAAACUUCAGCGAGUGUUUAAAUCAUCAUAGUCAUCUGUUUUGUGUUGAUGUCAGUGUCUAACAUUCCACUUCUUUUCCAUUUGUCACAUUUCUUUCCCAACCCCCGAACCCACAUCUUCCUUAAAGACCCUUUUGCACCUUCAGACGGCCGUGCCAACACUGCAUCUUCAGGCCUUGAUCUUUUUGGCAUGAUGACAGUGGAGAAUAACAGUUCCCAGGAUGCUUGUUUUAGCUCUGUGGUGCCCCAGCCCUCCCCCUCCCCUUCACCGCUCUUCCCCUCCACAUCCAGCACCAUUACUACCACUGCUACCAUUUCAGCGUCAGAUGCCACCAGCCCUGUGACUGACCUUUUCAGCGAUAUUUUUGACUCCAUGCCAGACUCAAGCUUCCCCAAAGUGGAUCCCUCUCCCAGUGCAGAUUUGUUUUCAGAAGCAGAUGUAUUCAGCUCCCCUGCCCCCAUCCUCUCCUCAGCACCCCCACCCAAAAUUGACACAGGAGCCAUCAUGAGCCUGUUUGGUGGUGGGUAACUAAUAUGACUGCCUGCCCUCACUCAGUUUCUCUGGUUUAUUAAAAUAACAGAAGAUGAGAAAGGUGCAAAUCCUUCUCAUCUCUUUUCCUUCAUGGUCAUACAUACAGGCUUUAAACUUAUAGAAACAUUACCCUUGUCCUUUUAUAAUGUUUUUAGACAUUUUCUUUGGGAUGUAUAACAAGCAGAGACCUCAAAUGAAGCUUGGUCAUGUUGAAAUAGUCCAUUUAUUUGUAAACUGAAAGUAAUGACUUUGGCCUAAGUGAAACUUUUUUUUCUAAAAUGUUUACUCCAUUUAUAAUUCUUACACUAGUUUCUGAACAGAGAUUAAAUUAAAAUGUUUGUACCUGAAAAUGAUUGAGGAUACUCUAAAGCAUAUGUGAGAGUGUGAUUAUGUGUUUUCAAUCGAAAAGGCUGUUUCUAUGUACACUUGCUGGAAAAAAACUUGUGAUUGUUUGUUCAUAUUUUCAGCUGUCAUUUCUAACUCAAACUAUUCUGUCUGGAAUUACUAGUGUUGAAGGCGAGGGCUGAUUAUUACCCUUCUUUACCCUUAUGCUGCGAUGGAAACGGCUCAACCUUUUAUGACCUGGCAUGGAAUGGUUUGGUCAUGUUUUGGUUGACCGG